AUGGCGGAUCAUGACCCUGAUGCAGCACCUGACACGGAAUCAUGCUUCCCCAAGAAACAUAAAGGUGGUGAAGAAAACAUUGACGAGGAUGAUUCCAAUAGUGAUGACAAUGGCUCCUUCAAAGAUGAGGGUCAUCGGUCUCCGGAACACUACAAAGCGCUGGCAGAGGCUCUAGAUACUCAAAUCAAUUUCGCUAUGUCCCCUGUAUGGGACAGAUCUUCGAUGACCCUCUCCAAGUUGAUGAAACCUGGCUACCUGAAGAUGGAAGGUGGCAUCUACCUGACCGGUCUCCUUGGAAAUGCCGUGAUAAUUGAGCGGUCUAACAGAGCGAUUGAAGACUAG
Messenger RNA from Histoplasma capsulatum G186AR, 342 nucleotides. RefSeq lists its product as uncharacterized. NCBI's taxonomy places the organism in Eukaryota, Fungi, Ascomycota, Eurotiomycetes, Onygenales, Ajellomycetaceae. The record is from RefSeq and is a predicted model, not a curated record. The coding region runs from base 1 to 342 and encodes 113 amino acids. The transcript is spliced from 2 exons.